UAUAUAUGCACUACGUCCUGGAUCUUAAAGGCAUAUGUAGUGCAAAUAUAUAGCCAAUAGAGGGCCAAAUUGGAUUGAGCCCACGUGUCACAGCGCAGUACAAUGUUUCGUCUUCCUGCAAACAUAAUGAUGCGGCGUCUGGAGCUUGUGGCCUCUAGAAUUAUGCGUCCAGAUGACGCCAACAUCGUGGGUAACGUCCAUGGUGGGACAAUCCUGAAGAUGAUUGAGGAGGCUGGGUGCAUUAUAGGAACCCGCCACUGUAAUACUCAAACUGGGGACCGCUGCGUCGCCGCCCUGGCACGAGUGGAACGCACUGAUUUCCUGUAUCCCAUGUUCAUUGGCGAGGUGGCCCACGUGAGCGCCGAGAUCACCUUCACCUCCAAACGCUCUGUGGAGGUGCAGGUCAGCGUGGUGUCUGAAAACAUACUCACAGGUGCCAGGAAGAUGACCAACAAGGCAACACUGUGGUAUGUCCCAUUAUCACUUCAAAAUGUCGACAAAAUCAUUGAAGUCCCCCCCAUUAAGUACUCUAAUCCUGAACUGGAAGAGCUGGGUAAGAAAAGAUAUGAAGCUCAGAAGCUUGAACGAAUCGAAACAAAAGAAAGGAAUGGCGAGACCAUUACAGCAGUUUCUCUUCCUGAAAGACAGACUAAAGAACCGUAUACCGUUGGAUUCAGCCAGUCGAGCCUCAUCCACCUGAUUGGCCCUUCAGAUUGCACUCUGCAUGGCUUCGUACACGGAGGUGUGACUAUGAAGCUGAUGGACGAGGUGGCAGGAAUCGUGGCCGUUCGUCACUGCAAGACCAACGUCGUGACCGCAUCCGUGGACGCCAUCAACUUUCACCGCAAGAUCGAGAAAGGUUGUGUGAUCACGGUAUCCGGGAGAAUGACAUUUACCAGUAACAAGUCAAUGGAGAUCGAGGUGUUUGUGGAUGCCGAUCAGUUGGCGAACGCAGAGGAGGGGAAAUAUCGUGCUGUCACUGCCUUCUUCACCUACAUUUCUCUGGACAAAGCAAACAAGCCGUUGCCUGUGCCUCCUCUGAAGCUGGAAGAUGAAGAGGAGCAGAAGCUUUUUGAAGAAGGAAAACAGCGGUACCUUCAAAACAAGGCAAAGAGAAUGGCGGAUAAAGAGCAGAAACAAUGAUGCCUCUCAUCACAUGAGCAUAAUUCAGCAACAUAGUUCGAACAAGAAAAAAAGCUCUCUUGUACUAAUUGUAGCAGAACGGAUGAAAAGGGAAAAAAUAUAUACCAAAGUACCUUGUGUAUGUAGAUAUUGGUUGAAGGAUUAUAAUAUAUAAAUCUUUAUUUUAUGUCUGAAGAGAUUUAUUUAUGAAACGUAUCGAUCGUUCACUAUAAUAAACAUCAUGUACUACUAAAAA
Messenger RNA from Tachysurus fulvidraco (yellow catfish), 1378 nucleotides. It is a transcript of the gene acot7, whose product is annotated as acyl-CoA thioesterase 7. Lineage: Eukaryota; Metazoa; Chordata; Actinopteri; Siluriformes; Bagridae. The transcript has 10 exons. The record is from RefSeq and is a predicted model, not a curated record. Gene Ontology annotation, cellular component: cytosol; extracellular exosome; nucleoplasm. Gene Ontology annotation, molecular function: long-chain fatty acyl-CoA binding. Gene Ontology annotation, biological process: acyl-CoA metabolic process; palmitic acid biosynthetic process. The coding region runs from base 103 to 1143 and encodes 346 amino acids.